Tyto alba (common barn owl) is the source of this 703-nucleotide messenger RNA. Its product is annotated as potassium voltage-gated channel subfamily H member 4. The annotation marks the transcript as partial. Lineage: Eukaryota; Metazoa; Chordata; Aves; Strigiformes; Tytonidae. The transcript has 2 exons. The record is from RefSeq and is a predicted model, not a curated record.
AGUUGUGGACGGGAUUGAAGACAACGGGGGGACAUCGGAGCCGCAAACCUUCUGCUUCAACACGGACCCCCUGCUGCAGAGCACAGCGAGGGGCUCCCCCACCUCAGGUACCUCCGGCAGCUGCCGGGCAUGGCCAAGGGCGCCGGCCGUGGGGCUGGGGGGCUCGGGGAGCCCUCUGCCACCAGCCAUGCCUUCCCCGGCAGGGACCGGCGCUGGCGGCACAGCCCUGGCGAUGGAGACAGAGGAGAUAAAGCAGAACAUCAGGAGGCUCAACCAGGAGAUCAACCAGCUCAACCAGGAGGUUUCCCAGCUCAGCCGGGAGCUGCAGCGCAUGAUGGAGCUGCUCCAGGGCCCCCCCGGUGCCCCGCAGCCCCCCGCCUACCCCUGCCGCCUGCCCGCGGCUGCCUCGCCGCCCCCCCGGCCCCCUGUCCCGGUGCCCCCCUGCUCCGGCAGCUCCCCCUCCACCAGCCCCCGGGCCAAAUGCUGCCCGGUCCGCAGCCGCUCGGCCCGCGCCGCUGCCAGCCCCGCCAUGCACCCCUGGGUGGGCACCGGGGGGCCGUGCUCGCUGCGGGGGGACACCCCCAGCCCUGAUCCCCGCCCGGCCUCGGACUCGCAGCCCCUCUCGCUGCCGCCGCGCUCUGCCCGCACCUUCCCCGGCUGCUCGGCCGGCGGCCAGCCUUGUGCCCCCCCACAGCCCCGCACC